AUGAGGUCAGCAUUUCAGGUCAAAUGGUAUUGGGAUCAGACUAAGCAAGAAUGCAAGGAGUUUCAUUAUGGUGGUUGUCUAGGGAAUCGAAAUAGAUUCCACACCAAGCAAGAAUGCAUGAAGCAAUGCAUUUACAAAAUGCAUAAUCCUGUUGCUAUACCAGGCAAGUUUGUUUUAUUGAAAAAUUAUACCAAGCUGUGUUUGCUGGACGCAAAUCCGGGAUUUUGCCACGAUGAUCGCAAGGGUCAUUGGUGGUAUUAUUUUGAUGCUGCUGAGGGCGAUUGCCGGAAAUUUUUUUACUACGGUUGUGGUGGCAAUGAUAAUCGUUUUUAUAGUCUUUAUCAGUGUCGAAAAGUUUGCGGUGAACGAUUGGCACCAAAAAUUGCUUGUGAUCGAUGCGAUAUUCGUACGUCAAUUUGUGUCGCGCAUUCUAAAUACAAUUACUCUUGUGAAUGCCGUGAAGGUUAUUCCAAGAAUGUAUUUGGUGAUUGCUUGGAUAUAGACGAAUGUCGUACUGUAGAUACAGUAUGUGAUAGAAAUGCGUGGUGUUUGAACACAAUUGGUUCAUAUAAAUGCAAGUGUAAAGUGGGAUACAGUGGCGAUGGCACUAAAUGUACAUACGUCGGCAUUGUAUUUUUUGAUUACAAAGUAAAUUUCUCUAAAAGUCAUAUUGCUCAGGCAGGGCAACAAAGGAUUGCAAGAAAUGUAGCCCACACGCAACUUGUUCACAAGGCGUGUGUGCGUGUAAAGUUGGAUUCAGAGGCGAUGGUUUCAACUGCACAGAUAAAUGUUGAUGAAUGCAUAUUAUUACCUAAAUUAUGCCAUCCAAAGGCCAAAUGCCAUAAUGUUGAAGGAAGUUAUAUUUGCCAGUGUCGAAAAGGUUAUGCUGGCAAUGGAUACAAUUGCACUACUAAUCCUUUGGCAUGUAUGGAUUCAUUUAAUCGUGAAUAUUAUGAACAAUGUGGUAAUGAAAAUUGGCGUGAGCAUUAUUAUUUUGAUCAUGAAAGUAAUCGCUGUCAGUCGUUUUGGUACGAUGGCUGUGCUGGUACAUCCAUGAAUAUAUUCUCGGAUUUGGAUACUUGCGAAGUACUUUGCGAAAUGACAAAUAUCAUCAGCAGAGCAGGUAUUUUACUGCUCUUAACUUUAAAUCCCUUGUAUGGAAUGUUUUUGGCUAACUUUCGUCUUUUUGUCACCAUCAUCAUUUGCAUAUUCCAUCAAGUCUAUAUGCUUAAUUCAGAGAUUUGCUGGGAUUUGUUCGAUACUGUCCAUUUAAAUCAGUGUCGCAAUGGCAACUGGGAACAACGUUUUUACUUCGAUCAAGCAUCGAUGGAGUGCAGAAUGUUUUGGUACGAUGGAUGUUCUGCUCAGUCGCGCAACAUUUUUAGUGAUUUGCAUGAAUGUCAGUGGAUGUGUGAGCAAGAAAUUAUCUAUAAAUCAAAUGCAUGCCUGGAAGCUUUCGAUGAGCAUUAUCAAGAUGAAUGCAAUGGUGGUCGCUGGAGGCAACAUUUCUAUUUUAAACGAUCUGAACGUAAAUGCAUUCCAUUUUGGUAUGAUGGAUGUAAAGGUAAAAGUCAGAACUUAUUUCAAGACGAAGCUUCUUGUAAGGAAAUGUGUCUAAGGCCUGCAACUCAUCACCGAUGGCAUCAUCGAGACAAAUACGAAAAAUUGCAGAGACUGCUCAAGGAAAUCAAACUUUCUAACGGAACAGAAUCAGAUGAAACAACAACAUCAGAAGCAAUGAAAUUUUCACAUCCUUCCAAAUCAAAAGAAAAAAAUUAUGAUUCCAAAACAAAAGUAGCAAAUACAUUUAACGAUACUUUAAAUACUGAUGGCAUGAUUUCAGAAUUUAAUACAUGUACAGUAAAUCCAUGUAAAAAUGGUGCUACAUGUAUUGCUAAAAUUGAUAAUCCUAAGACAUCUUAUGAAUGCUUCUGUGCUCUUGGAUUCGGUGGUAUUCAUUGCGAAUCAAGUUUGUUUGCUUUCAAAUAUACAUUUUCAACUGUUAUGAUCCAGUAUUCAAAUGUAAACACUGAUGUGCAUAAAUAUGAAAGACCAUGCGAUAUUAAUCCAUGUUUGAACAAUGGAACUUGCCGGACCACAAGCAGUUAUUCAGCAUUUUUUUGCGAUUGUCCAGCAAACUUUGAAGGAUUACUUUGUGAUAUAGGUAAUGCCCAAAAACUACCUUAUCAUGAAGUUAAUAAGGAAGGAAUUUCUACAGUUCUAUCAUAUCAAAAUAAUUCCUUUAAGAGAGAUCAAAAUGAAAAUGAAUGGGUAAAUCUAAACAAUUUCUUAGCCAUUGGUGGAACAAAAUCCCCAAAAUAUGGAAAAAAUGUGCAACUUUUGUCAAGUGGAAAAGCCGAAUGGAUUGAACAGUUAAAAAAAGCGAAAGCUAAAGAACUGCAAUCAAAAGCAAAUAGGAAUGAAAGUCAAAAAAUAGGUCAACUUCGAAAAACUAUGAGUUUCUUACUGACUUUGUAA
Molecule: messenger RNA, 2478 nt
Organism: Thelazia callipaeda (thelaziosis nematode)
Lineage: Eukaryota; Metazoa; Nematoda; Chromadorea; Rhabditida; Thelaziidae
Source: the annotation of a GenBank genome assembly